Trichoderma atroviride IMI 206040 is the source of this 1289-nucleotide messenger RNA. RefSeq lists its product as uncharacterized. The record is from RefSeq and is a predicted model, not a curated record. Gene Ontology annotation, cellular component: endoplasmic reticulum. Lineage: Eukaryota; Fungi; Ascomycota; Sordariomycetes; Hypocreales; Hypocreaceae. Gene Ontology annotation, molecular function: oxidoreductase activity.
UUCCGCGUCACUUUAUCGCUUGAAUACCCAGCAUGCACUCCUCCGAUAUCUUUGCCUCCAUCGGCGUAAUCGCUGUUGCCGCCUUCGCCUUCAAAGUUGCUUCCGCCGGCGCAGUCUACCUCCUCCCCUCAAACCUCAAGCGAUAUGCCCAUGAUUCAGCUGAUGGCCGCCCUCCGUGGGCGCUGGUGACGGGAGCAUCAGACGGCAUUGGGCGCGCUUUUGCUGACGAGCUGGCGCUGCGAGGCUUCAAUGUGGUCCUCCACGGCCGUAAUCAGGCAAAGCUCGACGCGGUCAAAUCUGAGCUGCAAAAGAGACAUCCCGGAAGAGCGUUUCGGACUCUGAUCGCGGACGCUAGCACGGUGCAAUGUACGAGUUGCCUGCAGGCCGGAGAAGCCCAAGCGCGACACUCGCUCGAUUUCAAUGCCAUCAAAGACGCGCUUCAAGACGUGCAUCUCACAGUCCUAAUCAACAACGCGGGCGGCGGCUCUACAAAUCCCGUCUACCUCCCACUGGGCGACUGUUCUGAGCAGCGUAUCACUGACAACGUCAGUGUCAAUGCAUUGUUUCCCCUGCAUCUGAUUCGCCUCCUGCUCCCACACCUGGCACAAAACUCACCGGCGCUGAUAAUGAACAUCAGCUCUAUGGCUGACGCAGGAUUUCCCAUGCUGGCUUCUUAUGGCGCGAGCAAGCAGUUUCUAAUGACCUUGACGCGUGCUAUAAACUUGGAAUUCGCAUUAUUGGGGCAAACUGGCAUUGAGUGCCUUGGCGUCCGUGUUGGUAACGUUACAAGUGUAUCACACAACAAAGAAUCUCCUUCGCUUUUCACGCCAACAGCCGAGACGAUGGCGCGAGCCGCUCUGGAUCGAGCUGGCCACGGGCAUGUGGUUGUAACCGGACACUGGGCACAUGCGCUACAGGGGGCUAGUUUGACGCUUCUGCCUUCGUUUAUGGCGAACAAGAUCAUGGUUAAUGCUAUCCGCGUGAGGAGAGAGGCCGAGCUCAAGUCAAGCUAGAGGAGAGCUUGGGAGAUGGUAAUGAGAGAAACAUACACGAAACAGAAUAUUCAGGGUUAAUAAAGCAGAUGAUUCAAAAUAGCAUUGGAUCUUUCUUGGAAAGGGUAGGCGAAAGUCUGAAGCGCGAGGCAGCUGGAGAGAUAAUAUGCCAAUGGGGUUAAUGGCAUCGCGGUAAUAGGGACUCAUUUGCGCUGCGCCCCUAUAUAAAGGUGGAAUUUGGUAAGACGGAUAAGAGGUUGACAAGGAGGAUACCUGCCAAUAUAUCGGAUUGUCCAA